Ipomoea nil (Japanese morning glory) is the source of this 644-nucleotide messenger RNA. RefSeq names its product thioredoxin H1. Lineage: Eukaryota; Viridiplantae; Streptophyta; Magnoliopsida; Solanales; Convolvulaceae. The record is from RefSeq and is a predicted model, not a curated record. The transcript is spliced from 2 exons. Bases 98 to 487 code for a protein of 129 amino acids.
AUCACUUCUUAUGGUAAUGGAAGAUAUUGAUCUAAUUAACCUCUUAAAUCGCAUCAGAGCAUUUAGUUGUUUCAUAUGUGAUGAUUGUGCGGCAUAAAUGCUCAUACUUCCUCUUGACUGCAAGUUUUCAGAAAACAAAAAUACUUUUGUCUGUUUUAUAUUCCCCCUUUUUACUUCAAUUUGCUCAUAUAUAUGGCUGUUAUUGCAGAUGGUUAUUGACUUCACUGCUUCUUGGUGUGGUCCUUGUCGAACCAUUGCUCCGUUCUUGGCAGAGUUGGCUAAGAAGCUACCUAAUGUUAUCUUCGUCAAGGUGGAUGUGGAUGAACUUAAUACAAUUGCUAGUGAUUGGGCCAUUGAAGCAAUGCCAACUUUCAUGUUUCUGAGGGAAGGGAAGAUUCUGGGUAAGGUUGUGGGAGCAAAUAAAGAUGAGUUGCAGAACACAAUUGCCAAGCAUAUGAAUACAACAACAUCAGCAUCAACUUCCUAGUCCGAGUUUCCUAGCUUUAGUUUUAUAUGGUCUUUAACUUGCGAACCGGCUGACUCGAAGUGAGUUAGAAUUUGCUUUAGUUAUCUUCUCAUCAUACUGUGAUCUGAGUUUUUGUUUGAAACUGCAUAACUAUGGAAUUCAAAUGCCAUUCUUGCAA